AUGGAAUUAGGACGGAUAACCAACUCACCGUACUACCCGCAGUCGCGUCUUAGCCAUCCGCCGACGAUUCCCCGCGCGGAUCUAUCGAAACCGUCACAUCGUAUAGGCGGCCGACGGCGGCGGUUAGCGCUCAGCGUCCGCACACCGAGACAAUUGCCUCUCAAGGACGCUCCUAGAUGCGAGAUAAGAACAAUUGGUAAACAAAACGGGCCGGCGCGUGCCGUCCGACACGGCUUCGGACGCGAAAACAAACAAUGUCCCAUUGUCUCGCGGACCGCGGCGCUCUCGUGGGCCGCGGUAAUUGGCCGCCCCGCGCGUAUAUCCGCUGUCCGGAAGCGGAUCCUCAAAGUU
Molecule: messenger RNA, 351 nt
Organism: Iphiclides podalirius (scarce swallowtail)
Lineage: Eukaryota; Metazoa; Arthropoda; Insecta; Lepidoptera; Papilionidae
Source: the annotation of a GenBank genome assembly